GUUUUGGUUGUUUUCUUCUCUUCAGGACCACAAGCGACUGUGCUUCACCAGCUGGGAUUGAAAGCCACUUCUAACAACCAACAACAACAGGCACAGUCGCGAAAAAGGCAGAGGAGGAGAAAAGAAAAAACGAGAAGAAAAAUCGAUGGAUGUUUGGCCGGAGGCGGACAAAAUCUGUACCCGGAAAUUUGGAAGAGGGCCAAAUGGGACCUUUUUCCUGCUGGACGAAUUGAAAGAUGGGAGCCCAAAAAAAAAUGGAAAGAAAAAGAGAACACAAGGAAGACGACGAACAAUUGAGGAACCCGUGUCUAUUAUUGCGCGAGGCCGGCCUUCUAUCCCAUCGCUGUGAGUUGUGUCCGAUCGACGCAAAGAGCUUGUGGAUGUGAAUAUCCAUCUUCUUCCGAGCAACAGGUACUUGCUUUACGACUUGUUAAUUCGCUCGGACGGACUUCCUGGAGCUAGAAUUUCGGUAGCUCGCUCGAAUUGAAUACGAUCAAAGGUGUGUGCACACCAUUUUUUCAAAGGUUUCUUCCAGGAAAAAUUGGUUCUUUCAAGGAAAAUUUGGUAAUUUUUUUUUCAGGAAAAUUUUCUAUCUGUGACUCAGAGUUUUCUCCCUCGUUUCCGGGAGAGAAUUCAUGGUGGGGGACAAAUGGAGCGGCGGGGUGACCCGAAUUGUGGACGCCCCGGCCGCCAAGUUGUGGGAGCUAGCCUCGGAUUUUUGCGGGCUGUGCAAGUGGAUGCCCCUGAUCGAGGAGUGCCGGCGCAUCCAAGGCGAUGGCGACCGAGCUCCCGGCUGCGUGAGGCUCGUCGUCGGGACCUCCCUCCCGCGCCAAGACGGCCAAAAGUCCUGGAUCACGGAGAAGCUUGUGGCUAUGGAUCCCAGCGCUCGCUCGUUCACGUAUGUUCUCGAGGAUGGCAACAUCGAUCCACUGUCGAGCGGCUACAGUUCCACUUUCACGGUGUCGGCGAGCGAGCAGGACUCGGCAAAGUCGAGGGUGGAGUGGAGGUUUGAGAUCUCGCGCUGCGAGACGAAGAACUCACGCGAAAUUAUCGAGUUUAUGGAGGCUGUUUUCGCCAAGAACAUCGCCUCCCUUGUCCUUGCCGCGUCAGAGUUGCAAGAGAGCUAAAGUAAGAAGAAUAUAAUCAAUCAACUCUCUCUUUCUAAGCGAGCGAAAUCACAAAAAGAAUGGGUUGAAA
Molecule: messenger RNA, 1197 nt
Organism: Selaginella moellendorffii
Lineage: Eukaryota; Viridiplantae; Streptophyta; Lycopodiopsida; Selaginellales; Selaginellaceae
Product: lachrymatory-factor synthase
Exons: 4
Coding region: 636-1127 (163 amino acids)
Source: RefSeq, a predicted model, not a curated record